AUGCGGAUCCCAGCAGACUACUACAUGAUCACUCGCGACCCUUCCGAGGCUGCGCGGCUUGACCAGCAACACCGCUUAGUGCUGAAUUGCCAGGGGUAUUAUUUCCAUCCAGCCAUCUCGUUCGACGCGUCCUCUCCGACACAUGUUGCCGAUUUGGGGACCGGAUCAGCUGCGUUUCUUCUCGGACUGGCCCAGCAUGUACACCCAGAUAGCCAACUACAUGGCUUUGACAUCGAAAACACGAUGUUCCCACCCCAGUCAUCCCUUCCGGCUAAUAUCAGGCUACACACGGCGGACAUCAAGAAGCCUUUCGAAGCUCGAUGGCACGGAUACUUUGACAUUGUCCACAUAGCAUCCAUACAAGGUGAAAUGCGCAGGGACGAGUGGGCUGUAGCUCUAAAGAAUGCGGUCACCCUUCUCAAGCCUGGUGGUUGGUUGCAAUGGGCUGAAUCAGAUUUUGGGGUCGCAUCGAGGCACGCUAUGAGAAGCGCAGCACCUGUUGGUUCAGCAGAGGCUUCGUUGUGUGCCGUCAAGGAAAUGCGGACCGAGACGGACCAAAUUGAGCGCUUUUCCCCCUUUCGACCACAGAUUCUUGACCGCUUGACUGCGCUACUCAUCGACAAUGCACGAGUGCAGGAUUGUAUUUAUGGCUACCUCAAUUUGCAUACUCUGAUGGCCGAUCCCGCCGUUGGUGGACUGGAGUCUGUGAACAGGGAUGUCUUUGCUCUUGAUCGCUACGACGAUGGCGGCGAGUGUAGAAGACGAUCCACAGCCAUCUUCGCAACAGCUAUAUCUCAUAUGCUGCAGGCGAGAGAAGAUGCCGGGUUUGGGGAUGUGAGCGAGGUGCAUAGCGGUGGUCUGGCUGGGCUGAUGCAUGAGAUCGAGAAGGACCUUGCAGGUGGUGCGUGGUUCACAUUUCACAUGGGUGUCUUUUACGGACGAAAGAAGCAGUAG
Molecule: messenger RNA, 954 nt
Organism: Cyphellophora attinorum
Lineage: Eukaryota; Fungi; Ascomycota; Eurotiomycetes; Chaetothyriales; Cyphellophoraceae
Exons: 1
Coding region: 1-954 (317 amino acids)
Source: RefSeq, a predicted model, not a curated record